Molecule: messenger RNA, 999 nt
Organism: Prorocentrum cordatum
Lineage: Eukaryota; Dinophyceae; Prorocentrales; Prorocentraceae
Source: the annotation of a GenBank genome assembly
CCCCCCUGGCCCAAGGCAGUUCGGGCUUUUGGGGCUUCUGCGCGAUCCCCCACGUGGCCUGCUCUCGCUGGCCUGCCGGCGCGAUGCUGGGCUCCAACCACACCCGACGAUCCGGCCCUGCUGGCGAUGAUGAGAGCGGGCGAGCAGGCGCAGCGCAGCCGGAUGCAGCGGCAGGCCGCGCAGCCCCUCGCGGUGCCCCGCCCGCGCCCGCCCGCCGAGCACGGCCCGGCCUGGCGCCCGAGCGGGCUGGCGUCCAGCCCGUCGAAGCCGAGGGACCCGGCGCCGGUCGGCGGGGAGGUGCGCGAGGAGACCGUACCGCUCACGGCCGACGAGGCCGAGUGGCUCAGCGCAGUCGCAGCGCGCCAAGGCCAUCCCGGCAUGUCGAGCGUGCUCCAGAAGCUGCUCCACUGGGCGAACUCCGAGCCUCCCGCCGCCAAGAGGAAGAUCUUCCUGGUGAUCCGCUGCCGACGGUGCUCCGCGGGCGCCAGGGGCGGCGCCAAGUCGGACCACUUGCUCGCCCUGCCCGCCGAGCAGUGGCAGUGGCUGCAGAACGUGAAGGAGCGCUGCGGCCACGCCUCGGUGGCGAAGACGGUCCGGAUCAUCGUCGACUUCUACAUGCCGAUGUGCCAGGCCGACCCCGCCCUGGAAGAGAAGGCCCUGAGGGCCGGGCGGGGCCGCAAGACCGGCCGGCACUCUGACGCGGUCGGCAACGUGGACCCGCUGCGUGCCCCGAGGGGCAGGCGAGCGAGUCUGCAGCCAGGGCAGGCUGAGGUUGCGCUGGGCGGCUGCGCCGUGGGCGCGGGCGUGGCGGAGGCCAAGGGCAAGCUCUCGGACGAGCGCGCCGCCCGGCACUGGGCGGUGGCCUCCAGCGAGGGCGGCGAGGCGGACCUCGGGGGUGCCUCCACGGUCGACGCCUUCCACGAGACCGACUCGGACGCCACGCAGGGCGGCCUCACCGAGGACUCCGCGGCCGACGCCUGGGAGGAGCCUUCCAGGUGA